This is a messenger RNA of Aureobasidium uvarum, 1434 nucleotides long. The record is from the annotation of a GenBank genome assembly. Lineage: Eukaryota; Fungi; Ascomycota; Dothideomycetes; Dothideales; Saccotheciaceae.
AUGUGGAUUCACACUAAUUGUUAUUGCCGUCUCUGCGCUGGCCGCAACAUUCCUGAAAAGUCACCUGUCAGCCCCCUUUCUCCUUCUUUGCACAACCGUGUCAACAUUGACUCCCCACCCAGUCCUCUCUCACCAGCUCUGUCUUUUACAGCUGCACUCAAUCUUCCCAGUCCUAUUUGUCCCCUACUCAACGCUACUGAAGACUGGCCUUUGAGUCCCGUCUCGCCUUUUGCACUUGACCACUGGAGCCCAAAAAGCGCCUGCAGCACAGUUCCUCCUUCGCCUACUCUCUCUAUUGCUGAGUUGACGCCUGGUGACUUUCCUUCCCCUGCUACCCCAUUGAAAACUGCUUACAUCUGGAACCUCUGCAUCAUUCCCUCCAUCCCUGCUGACUAUUCUGUCUUUGCACCUCAUUGGCGCAGCGAUGCUUCUUGCCCAUUCAACAGCCUUGCUGUCAUAAUCAAUGAUGAGCCAGUCAGUCCUACAACUCUUUCCAAUGGUAAGAAAGCCAUUCGCUCUUCUGCCGCUCCUCCACUUCCACCAAGACCCAUUCCUCGUCGUCCCAAGAGAUCUCCUCUACGCACUUCCAAGUUUUCUUGGAGCAGCACGCCUACAACUUCUCCUUCUUUGGUUUCGCCUAAUUCCUUUCACUUUACUGGACGCAUCUACACUUUUGAACCUGUUGCCGAGGAAGUGAAGAGCAGAGCUGGUUCUUUAUCUCUUGCUUCCUCCGACAGUCUGCCUGGAAAUAAGCCUUGGUGGGAGAAUAUCCCUGAGGUUUCGCCAUUGCCUUCGCCUGUCCUCAGUGUCCAUUCUUUUAGCGGCUUUUCCGGGAUCCAUGUUCCUGAGUUCAGCUUUCCUUGUCCUUCGCCUUCCUAUUCGCCUUCUGUUUCGUCUACCUCUACCUCUUCCUCUUUCUCUCGCCCUUCUGGGGCCGAUAUCCGUGAUGUUUUCUGGACUGAAAUUACUCCACAGACUGCUGCUGAGUACUUGGCCAUCUUUGGUACUUCGGUGUUUGAAGACCCUUUUGCUUGGAUUCGUUAUCCUGUUCCUGGUCCCCACGACUUGUGCGCUUCCGACGAUGACGACGAAGAUGACGAUGAGACUGCACACUAUGACUGGGACAACCGCAACCCUACUGCUUCUGAUGCUUCUGAUACCUUUGGAGAGGUUGAUGAUGUACUUGCUUUCUAUGAGCACUCGUUUGUUUCUUCAUAUCUCUCUUGCGAUGAUGAUGCUUCUUAUAUGUCCUUUGAUGCUGAUGAGUACUCUGGUGUUACAGACAGUGCUGAUGUUGCUAUGAGUCAGGAGAUCUUAUGUGCGAGCUAUAUCUCUUCGUUUCUUGGUGGAUCUGCUGUUUCCGAGGUCAAAGAGGUUUGUUUUGAGGACGACUGCAUGGCAUCGCUUGAAUUGAUCAUCUCGAGUAUCUUUUAG